AUGUAUGCCACCGACAGUGCUCCAAGGUAUACGUUCAUCUCUUCUCUCGCCACCUCUUCUCAACAAAACGAUUCUGCGGAAAGCAGCCCAAGACAGCAACGUCAUCGAAGUCGAACAGCCGCAGAACGGUGCGACGUACAUCCAUCGAUAGCCCAAUUGUACCUACGCAGCUCUCUGGACGCGUUGCAACCUCGACGCGCCAACAACGACACCACUGCGAUCGUCGACAAGAAGCGCCUUCGCAAAGUCAACAAGAUGGUCAUGCAGAACGUCGCCACGGCCUCUGCCUCGGGUUCUUUCCCACCAGCGCCGACUGGGAAGUCGAGCGCAGCUCUCGACCUCUCUGCGAGUUUUGAGCAGUCUCAGACCCAGACCUUGCCUGCGCUCAGUAGCACCGAUGACAGCUCUUCUUCCUCCUCCUCGUUCUGCUCGAGCAAGUGUUUGACGAGCACCCAGAUGCGCGCCCUGCUCGCAUCGUCCAUGUCGACCAUGUACCGCAGCGAAGUUCCUCUGUACGGUCAACUGCUAUCUAUCAUCGCCAGCAUCAACUCGGACUUCAUUCGCGCCUCGCCCAACACCAUCAGUGAUGACGAGAUCUCGCGGCUGUACGUCGAACGUCACGGCGCGAUCCGCGUCGGCACCGCAGAAGAGCUUUCACUUCUGGCGAGAAUCUUCAAGGUAUUUGGAAUGCAUCCGGUGGGAUACUACGAUCUGUGGCGCGAUGCAAAGCUGCCCAUCCACGCCACGGCGUUUAGACCUGUGGGGAAGGAAAAUUUGGUCAAGAAUCCGUUCCGAAUCUUCUGCAGCCUUUUGAGGAUGGACUGCAUCCAGGACGGAGAGACGAGAGGGUUGGCCGAGGAGCUGUUGGGGAAGAGAAGCAUUGUUCCCGAGAGAUGCAUCAAUUUGCUCGUCAAAGCCGAACAGGGUCAGUCUCGGGACGGUGUUCGAGAGGCAGAGGUUAAGGUGGAUGGCUUGACGAGGGAGGAGGCCCUGGAAUUCGUCGAAAGGGUCGUCGACAUCUUCGCUUGGCACAAGGACACACCGGUCUCGUUGGAUGAGUACAACUUGCUCGCCAAAACGCAUCCGCUAGUUGCUGACAUUGUCAGCUUCCGAGGUCCCCACAUCAACCACCUGACUCCGAGAACGCUCGACAUUGAUCAAGUACAGCGCACCAUGAUCACCAGCGGUAUCGAUGCGAAGGACGUCAUCGAGGGUCCACCGAAGCGGGAGAACGAGGUAUAUCUGAGGCAGACGAGCUUCCACGCAUUGUCGGAGAGCGUCGAGUUCUCGGGUGGCGAGGGAGGCUUGGUGGAGGGCAAGCACAAGGCGAGGUUUGGAGAGAUCGAGGCGAGAGGCCAAGCCUUGACACGCAAAGGUGCUGCAUUGUACGACUCACUGAUGGACGAGGUGUCGAACAAGAAGAGGGAGGUCGAGAAGCAGAGGGGAGCAAAGGUUGGCAAGGAAGAGUGCGUGCAGAUCUUGCGCAAAGUCUUCGAGGAAGGAUUCCCGGAUAGCAAAGAUGAGCUGCUACGACAAGGAUUGGGCUUCUUCACGUUCAGCAUCAAGGACGUCGAGACGGCGAGAGACAUGUGGCAGCGUCAGGAACAGGAUGCAGAGGCGUUGGACACGCUAGCCGAUAUGAUCAAGAGCAAAGCGCUCGAUGCAGAGCCUAUCACGUAUGAGGACUUUCUCCCCGCUUCGGCGGCCGGUAUCUUUCAAAGCAAUCUGCCUCAAGCUGCAGUGGCUUCGCAGCAGCCGAACGAGAAGAGCGUUGGCGUGCAGCCGGACAAGGUCAAAGAUACAUCGGAAGCGAGGGCUAUGCUGCAGGCUGCAGUAGGCGGUACUAUUUUGGACUACUUUGCGCUGUAUAGCGAGCAGCAGAGUCAGAGCAUUGCCGAGGUUGCCACUUUGUUGGACAUCGAUAUGAGCGAGAUAGCGGGGGAGAUAGCGGGACGACAGGUCGCUUGA
Messenger RNA from Pseudozyma hubeiensis SY62, 1968 nucleotides. RefSeq lists its product as hypothetical. Gene Ontology annotation, molecular function: oxidoreductase activity. The transcript has a single exon. The coding region runs from base 1 to 1968 and encodes 655 amino acids. The record is from RefSeq and is a predicted model, not a curated record. Lineage: Eukaryota; Fungi; Basidiomycota; Ustilaginomycetes; Ustilaginales; Ustilaginaceae.